UAUUUUCAAUAUAAAUGACACCAAUCAUCGUGACACUGAAAAUGAAAGAUGUAUUGCUAUAUUAAAUACAUAACACACAUCGAAUUCCUGAUUUUAGAGGAAAAUGAGUCUGUCGAAAGCCAACUGAAAGAAAACAGACUUUUGAUAGUGAACCCUGACUGCAUGGUAGGAGUACUAAUGGAAUAUAUCUUCAAUGAAGCAAAGAUCAACAGAAAAAUUAGGCGCGAUUUUGACCUCUGUACAGAGAAAGGCAAAGGAAAAGAUGUAAAAGAAUGUCUGGUAAGACAAUCGAUUCUGGCACAUCCAUGUCUAGUGUCCGAUCUAGGAGGUUAUUGGUACAGAAGAACAAAAUGAAAAAUUUCUCUCUUCCCUCAAUAAAUUGAAUAAAAAC
Acanthoscelides obtectus is the source of this 391-nucleotide messenger RNA. The record is from the annotation of a GenBank genome assembly. Lineage: Eukaryota; Metazoa; Arthropoda; Insecta; Coleoptera; Chrysomelidae.